Helicoverpa zea (corn earworm) is the source of this 5102-nucleotide messenger RNA. RefSeq names its product phosphoribosylformylglycinamidine synthase (gene Pfas). Lineage: Eukaryota; Metazoa; Arthropoda; Insecta; Lepidoptera; Noctuidae. The record is from RefSeq and is a predicted model, not a curated record. Gene Ontology annotation, biological process: 'de novo' IMP biosynthetic process. Gene Ontology annotation, molecular function: phosphoribosylformylglycinamidine synthase activity. The coding region runs from base 396 to 4412 and encodes 1338 amino acids. The transcript is spliced from 25 exons.
CGAACUCUUAGCCUUCUUUUUAUUUUUUUAGUGUUUGUUGUGAUUCGUUCCCGACUAUUCAAUAAUUGCAAAAUACAGAUUUUUGUUUUAUUUCUUCCUUCCAGAAUUGAAAUUUAGCAUAAAAUAUGAGAAGCCGACAACCAGUCGGCAUUCGGCAGCAGUAAGUGCGUGACUCUGGUGACCACGUGUUACUCGUAAUUUGUUUGCCGAUAAUACACUAUCGAGCGGAAAGUUUGAAGAUCGUCAUUAAUAUCCAGUUUCAAUGUAGAUAACAUUGGAAUUGAUAACAAUUGAACUCUGACAUUGAUGUAAGAUAUUUACUACCAUCAUCUACGAACUUUAUUCUUCAAUCAUUCUGAAUUUGGAUACUGUUCUGUUUAAACAUAGAGUUCAAUAUGUGUAUUAUAAGGUUCUUCUGUUCUGAAGCAUUUAGUGCACAUAAGACCAAGGAGAUCCUUGAGAAGUUGCAACAAGUUGAUGCAGAUAUAGUUGAGUUGUCCACUGAACUUUGUUACCAUGUGGAGCUCAGGGAAGGCUGUGACUAUCUCAACAUCAAUCAAAUUAAAGUUUUGAAGUGGCUCCUCAGCUCUCCCCUUCAGCCACAAGCAUUGAGAAAUGAAACUGUAUACAAAGAUGUGAAAGGAAGCCAAACAAUAAUAGAGAUUGGACCAAGGUUCAAUUUCUCAACGGCAGACUCAAGUAACUCCGUUCAGAUAUGCGAGAGCGUUGGCUUACAUGAUGUUAUACGCUUGGAAGUUUCAACUAGAUACCUUAUCACAUUUGGAAGGCCUAAGAAUGUUUCUGAAAAGUUACAUGAAGCCUUGGCUGCACCAUUACAUGAUAGGAUGACCCAAUGUGUUUACACAAAAGAAAAUUUACCAAGGGUUAGUUUCAAUGAAGGAUUACCUAAGGAUUUAGAGCCUUGGUUUGUAGUGCCCCUUCUGAAAGAAGGUAGACCAGCAAUGGAAAAAGUCAAUAAGAAAUUGGGGCUGGCUUUUGAUUCCUGGGACAUGGAUUUCUACAUGGACAUGUUUGUUAAUAAAUUGAAGCGUGACCCUACCAGUGUAGAGUUAUUUGACCUUGCCCAGAGUAAUAGUGAACAUUCACGUCAUUGGUUCUUUAAGGGAAAAUUAGUGUUAGAUGGCAAAGAGAUAAAUGAAUCUCUAAUUGAUAUGGUAGCUUCAACGCAGAAGACAUCAAAUGAUAAUAAUGUUAUCAAGUUUGGGGAUAACAGCAGUGCCAUCAAAGGUUUUAAACAUUCAAAACUGCGGCCAACCAAUGUCAGGGAUCCAUCUCAGGUUGUUAAAGAGGAAACAGAAUCAGACAUAAUAUUCACUGCGGAGACUCAUAACAUGCCGACAGCUGUGGCUCCAUUCAGUGGGGCAACUACAGGCACUGGCGGACGUAUCAGGGAUGUUCAGGGUGUGGGACGUGGUGGGCACACAGUUGCUGGCACUGCGGGAUACAGUGUUGGCAAUCUGCAUAUACCUGGUUAUGAAUUGCCUUGGGAAGAGAAGGGUUGGGAGUACCCUAACAAUUUUGCAAGCCCCCUACAAAUUAUUAUUGACGCCAGCAAUGGUGCAUCGGACUAUGGUAACAAGUUUGGAGAACCGCUGAUUUCAGGUUUUGUUCAAUCAUAUGGUUUGAAGAAUGGCGAUAAUGUAAGAGAGGAGUUUGUUAAACCGAUCAUGUUCAGUGGGGGUAUUGGAUACAUGCCACACAAUAUGAUUAAGAAGAAUAAACCAGAAAAAGGAAUGAUGUUGGUGAAGGUGGGCGGUCCAGUGUAUCGCAUUGGUGUGGGAGGCGGCGCCGCUUCCUCUGUUGCCGUUCAGGGAGGAGAUGCCAGAGAUCACGCUCUAGAUUUUGGAGCAGUACAGAGAGGUGAUGCGGAAAUGGGUAACCGUCUCAACAGAGUUGUUCGAGGAUGUUUGGAGGCAGAUAUCAAUCCUGUUGAAUCGAUUCACGACCAAGGUGCAGGCGGUAAUGGUAAUGUGCUGAAAGAAUUGGUGGAGCCAGAAGGGGCAGUCGUAUAUACUAAGGAGUUUCAGUUAGGAGACCCGACUAUCACGACCUUAGAGCUUUGGGGUGCUGAGUACCAAGAGAACGAUGCUUUACUUUGUUCCAAGGAAAAUAGGCCUGUCCUUGAAGAUAUUUGUCGUCGUGAAAGAUGCCCGGUGUCGUUCGUUGGUGAGGUUACGGGAGAUGGAUACAUGAGUCUAGUAGAAGAUGCUUACACCAACAAAUAUUUGAAUAGAAAUGAGAGACUCAAGCCUGAGACCCAGUCUAAGAUGCCGUAUGAUCUUCAUUUAGAAGCUGUUUUGGGUAAUAUGCCACGAAAAACAUUUGAUUUGGUCACGGAGAAGAGAACUAAGCUGCCAUUGUCUUUGCCACAAAAUGUUACUGUACAUGAUGCUUUGAACAGGGUCUUGAGACUGGUGAAUGUUGCUAGCAAGAGAUACUUGACCAAUAAGGUGGACCGUUGCGUCACAGGUUUAAUAGCUCAGCAGCAGUGCGUAGGACCACUACACACACCCCUGGCCGAUUGUGCAAUCAUUGCACUCUCGUACUACGACCUCGUUGGAUCGGCCACUUCCAUCGGUACUCAGAACAUUAAGGGACUGUUGGACCCCGCGGCGGGAGCUCGCAUGUCUUUGGGAGAAGCUCUUACCAAUUUAGUGUUCGCCGGCAUCAGCGAGCUGGAAGACGUGAAGUGCUCGGGCAACUGGAUGUGGGCGGGCAAGACGGGCGCGGAGGGCGGAGCCCUAGUGCUCGCGUGCCGCGCCGUGUGCGACGCUAUGGCGAGAGUCGGCGUCGCCGUAGACGGCGGGAAGGACUCCUUGUCUAUGUGUGCUCAAGUCGCCGGGGAGAAAGUGAAGUCGCCGGGAACUUUAGUGGUUUCAACGUAUGCGCCGUGCCCAGACAUCACGGUUAAAAUUGAGCCUGCUCUAUUGCAAGAAGGAUCGGCUCUAGUUUACGUACCUGUCAGUCCUGGAAAGUACAGACUUGGCGGAUCAGCGCUGGCUCAAUGCUACAAGCAGCUCGGUGACAACCCGCCAGAUCUUGACGACCCUGCAGUUCUCAAGGCCAUGUUCAAAGUAACUCAGAAACUAUUGAAGGAGGGCAAAUUGCUAUCUGGACACGACGUGAGCGAGGGAGGUUUUGUAACCACAGCCUUAGAGAUGGGUAUCGGUGGCAUUCGCGGUAUGAACCUCGACAUUCAAGUAGAACAGAACGUGUCAGACAUUCAAGCGCUUUUCAACGAGGAGUUGGGAAUAAUUGUUGAAGUAACACGUGAUAAUGUAUUGUAUGUCCUCAACGAAUACAAGAAGAAUGGAGUGAAUGCUAAACAAAUCGGCACCUCUGGACACUAUGGAAUGAAUUCUGAGGUGACCAUAAAGGUGAACGGCAAAAAGGUUCUAGAUACAAAACUGAUUGACAUGUACAGAAUGUGGGAAGAAACAAGUUACCAAUUGGAAUGCUUGCAAGCCAACAGCGAUUGUGUUCGUCAGGAAUGGCAAGGACUUGGUAAGAGGAAGGGCGUGACCUACAAUGUCACUUUCGAUCCAUCAGCGGCGGUUGUGAAGACAAAACCAAUUAGAGUAGCUGUUCUUCGUGAAGAAGGCACAAAUGGUGACAGGGAAAUGAUUGCAUCGCUAAUGAUGGCAAACUUUGAUGUCUUCGACGUGACAAUGAGUGAUUUACAAAACAAGAAAAUCACUUUGGACGCGUUCCAAGGCUUGGUGUUCCCCGGUGGUUUCAGUUAUGCUGAUACAUUGGGUUCAGCAAAGGGAUGGGCAGCAGGCAUUUUGUUUUCAGACUCUCUUAGCUCACAGUUCUCUCACUUCAAGAACAGAAAUGACACAUUUUCGUUGGGUGUGUGCAAUGGAUGUCAGCUCAUGGCCCUUCUAGGCUGGGUAGACCCAGAAACCACAGCUAAGAGUGCUAACAAAACUCAAGUAUUCCUCGACCAUAAUGCUUCAGAAAGAUUUGAAUGCCGCUGGUCAGCUGUAAAGAUAACGGAGAAUAACUCAGAUGUAUGGUUCCGUGGUAUGGGCGGCAGUGUACUGGGAGUGUGGGUGGCUCACGGCGAGGGACGCUUCACCGUCGCCGAGCCGCGCUUGCUCGACAAACUACAGGACAAUGGACAAGUGGCCAUGCAGUAUGUCGACGAUAGUGGUGAACCAACUGAGGAAUACCCCAUGAAUCCUAAUGGAAGCCCAGUGGGUAUAGCAGGAGUCCGUUCUCGCGACGGUCGUCACAUCGCCAUGAUGCCGCACCCCGAGCGCUGCGUGCUUCGCUGGCAGUGCAGCGUGACCGCGGCCGCUCCUGCAGGUGCCGCUAACCCCACCAGCCAAGCCUCACCCUGGUCUAGACUCUUCCAGAACGCAUACUCUUGGGCUUCACACCAGUAAAAUUUGAAAAAAAAAAAAACUAAACUAAACCUUCGUUUUAGUAAUUAGAAUUUAUUAAAUAAAUUAAGAUACAGCUGCCAAUCAAAUUAAGUACUUUGUCCCUCUAAAGUUGGCCACUAAUACUGCACUGUAGUCAGUUUGUCUGGACAAAAACUACUGUGCUAACGCAAGGCAUCAAAUGCUGAAUUCAGAGGGGACAAGACAUUUGGAAAUCAAAUUUUAAAAAAGUAAUUGAGAGGAAAGUUGUUUAUAGUUAAAUGAAAGGAUAGAAAAUUGAGAGAAUGAAAUAAAUAAGGUGCAGAGUAGUUGUUCAUCACAAGGUGCAGAAUUGAAUUGAAUAUUGUUUUAUAUUCAUUGUUACUAAUUAAGAGUAUUUUUUAUCAAUUUACAGAGAAUUACAAUCUUAUUGUGCUCGAAUAUUGUUAAUGUACCUAGUUUUAUAAGCUUGAAUUAAAAUGUAUAACUGUCUUCCAAUUUUACAUUCCAUGAAUUUAUUGCACAUUGUAUAAGAAACCUAUUUGGAAAGUCUAUUGCUUCUUAUAAAAAAAUCUUAUACAUUUCAAAGGUUUAAUUAUUGUUAAGGUUUACAACAGAUCUAAAUAUUUUUAUAUUUUAAAGUGAUAUAAUAUGUACAAUAAAGGAAGUAUUUUAUAUACUAUGUUUUGAACAUUAAAUUGUUUAAUGAAAUAA